AUGGCUCCGAUUCCUAUGAGAGACCUUUGCUGGGUACCCAUUCGACUCAGCAAUGGGAUUCGGAGCACAAUUGAUCAAGAAGCCAAGACGUCGAUGAUUAUGCUCGUUUGUAAAGAUGGAUGUUCACGAAGUGGAAUUUUCUGUCUUCUCGAUAUUGAAACAGAGCGCUAUCAUACCAAAGGGAGGAUCAAGCUGGGAGAAACAAUCAAAACCAUACGAUAUCAAAGGAGCAACUGCUUCGACUCACCCGAACUUUUUGAAGCUGCUUUCAAUGUUAUCACCGAAUUUGCGAAAAUGGCUCUCGAUAAUGCCAAUGCCAAAAAUAUGAAGUAG
This is a messenger RNA of Necator americanus (New World hookworm), 333 nucleotides long. RefSeq lists its product as uncharacterized. Gene Ontology annotation, biological process: protein dephosphorylation. The coding region runs from base 1 to 333 and encodes 110 amino acids. The record is from RefSeq and is a predicted model, not a curated record. The transcript is spliced from 3 exons. Gene Ontology annotation, molecular function: protein tyrosine phosphatase activity. Lineage: Eukaryota; Metazoa; Nematoda; Chromadorea; Rhabditida; Ancylostomatidae.